CAGCUGACUUGUAGUCACAUGCCAGAGCAGGAAGUAGUUGGCUGGUUGGAGACAUGAGAGUGGAGGUGCAGCUGCUGCUCUGGGCCCUUUGUGUUGGUCUGGGGGCCACAGGUGCCCCAGAAGAGGAGGAGGAGACCAGGAAGGUCUCUCUGGAGUUGAACCCCGGCUCCUCCAACUCCACCGAGAACCUCCUCCAUAUCCGGGCCGUGGGAAAUGGCAGCACCAUCCAUUAUGUGUGGAGUACCAUCGGGGCCCCCACCGUCCUCCUCAUCUACACCGAUAGCGAACACACCCAGCUGAAGGUCAACUGGACCAAACUGCUCUCCCCGGAGCCCCAUGGAGCCAUCCGGGUGGAACCCGCCAACCGCGUGCGCUAUUCCACCGCCCUGCUCUUCACCCGGAUUUUCGAAUACAAAGACAUCAACAACACGGCCAAUUUCACCGGGACGGACCGUAAAUUAUUCUACCCGCCCUACGAGCUUUCCGGGUUCACCUGGGGAAGCGCUAGAGACUCCAUGAACUCCUCCUCGCUGACGGCACGUCUGUCCGGCGUGAAUUCCACCGACCCGAACUUCAACAACGGGAGCGUCUCCUUCCAGGUCUCGGCAUACAAAGGCUCGGGCCGCGAUCGCUCCUCUCCCCAGCUGCUCCACAAUGCCAACUGCACCAAAAUGGAGUUUGUUCUGUCCGGGGUUAAGCCGCGGGGCAAUAACUCCCGCUUCGCCCUGGAGAUGGUGACCCUGGAAAAGAAGGCGGGGCGAAAGAAGAUGAAAUCCGUCCGCUCCAUUGAUGACGAGUACACCCCGACCAUCUUCGAGGUGAUGGAGUUGGUGCCGGACACUCCCAACACCAGCCAUGCCCUCGGCUACUUCCAGUGGAAGUCGGUGGCGUACGGCACUGCGGAGGGAGGGAGAGCCAACGCCCUGCCUUGCAAGAUGUACAGGCCGCGCAGCCUGAACGAGACCCUCCGCAUCCCCAGCAUCGUCUACGCCUUCUACGGGGAAGAUCUGGCUGAUGGAUACAACAUUGAGGCCUACAACGUCUCCUUCGGGAUUGCAGACGGCGACUUCUAUGACAAGCACGGCUUCCUAGGCUGGUCAGCGUUGAUCGGUUACGGCACGCCGCCCCGCGAUUCCUUCUCCGUGCUGGUCAUGUGCAUCAUGGCGGUGGCUCUGGGCGCCCCCCUGGUGCUGCUUAUCGUGGGCUCCAUCGUGGUGGUGGUGAUGAGGAGGAAGACCGUCACGCCCAGCUACGAACCGGUGAACUAGGAGGAAAGGACGACUCCUCCGCCUCGGACUAUUUUUGCACAAGGAAAACUUGAAACUGACCAAUGGCAAUAAAGACGGACCCGCGGCUGGCGGGAUUCUGAUGGCGAUCGCUCUAUUGACAAAAGCCACCCGGCUUAAAGGGAUUGUUUACAAUAUUUUGUGGUCUUAAUACUGACUUCUUCUUUACCGAGAUCUGCAGCCAAAUCCUGAAUCUUGGUUCUUCACUGAGCACCCUGAAUAUGACUUGAAGCACUCAACCUGUGGCCACUCCAGCUGUUGUGGAACUACAAGUCCCAUCAUGCCUCUGCCUUUGGGAGUCGUGCUUGGAACUUUCAGCCUUGCAAUACCUCAUGGGACUUGUAGUUCUGCAACAGCUGGAGGGCUACAGGUUGACCACCAAUGAGUCUUAGACUGUAAAGGUAAAGCCCCAAUUGUAUUUUUUAGUUUUGUAUUUAGCGGGGGAAAGUUUAAGCUAAACUCCAGGAACAAAAACUCACUUAGAAUAUACUCCUCAGUAGCCACAAAGGAUGUAAAGCCACUUUGUGUGCACCAAAUGCCUUCACAGACCCAGAUAUUACCUUGUAAAUGUAGCACUGACAUCAGAGCUGUGGGAGGUGCCCA
Messenger RNA from Rana temporaria (common frog), 1889 nucleotides. RefSeq names its product glycosylated lysosomal membrane protein (gene GLMP). Gene Ontology annotation, cellular component: lysosome. Lineage: Eukaryota; Metazoa; Chordata; Amphibia; Anura; Ranidae. The transcript is spliced from 6 exons. The coding region runs from base 54 to 1268 and encodes 404 amino acids. The record is from RefSeq and is a predicted model, not a curated record.